Messenger RNA from Trachemys scripta elegans, 3649 nucleotides. It is a transcript of the gene INPP5J, whose product is annotated as inositol polyphosphate-5-phosphatase J. Gene Ontology annotation, cellular component: ruffle; cytoplasm; plasma membrane. Gene Ontology annotation, molecular function: phosphatidylinositol-4,5-bisphosphate 5-phosphatase activity; phosphatidylinositol-3,4,5-trisphosphate 5-phosphatase activity. The transcript has 10 exons. NCBI's taxonomy places the organism in Eukaryota, Metazoa, Chordata, Testudines, Emydidae. Bases 88 to 2502 code for a protein of 804 amino acids. The record is from RefSeq and is a predicted model, not a curated record. Gene Ontology annotation, biological process: phosphatidylinositol dephosphorylation; negative regulation of peptidyl-serine phosphorylation.
UCGAGCCGCAGCAGCCGGAGGCCGGGGCCGGGGAGGAGAACCGCCGGCCCGCAGGCUGGGGCAGAGCCCUGCGGCAGCCACCGCAAGAUGGAGCCGGCUCACCGUGGGAACAAGGACCAGGGACCGGCCUCAGCCAUGGGGGCCCCGUCUCUAUCGCCACGGGGCUCCAUUACCGCCACCUCCCCGGGACCAUUUGCUCCUCUCGUGGCCCCGUUCGGGGCAGAGGGCUCAGUUCGGUUCCAGCCGGAGGGCUCCAGUGGGCCCAUCUCAGCAGCGUACACUGGGGGGAACCUCCCCCUGGGGCACAGGGGCUCCAGGCCCGACACCCUCUUUGACCCUUUCCAUCCCGUCUCCCCUCGCUCGCAGCCCGAGGGCUCCCAGCACGUGGGGCCCGAGGAGAGGUCCCCGGGCAGGCACAGCCAGCCCCAGGCGCUGGAGAGCAGCAGAGCCCAGCCCGACGGCUCAGGCGGAGUCCAGCUCUUCACCCUGCUGUCCCCGGUGGAGUUCCGCCCGCUGUCCCCGGGCGCCGGCAGCCCCUCCUCCCACCCCAGCCAGUCGCCCAGCCGAUCCGCGCUCCCCGAGCUCUGCCCCCUGGAUCAAGGGCCCUCCGGGAAGAUGCUCCCUGUGGAGCGGAAAGAGCCACUCCCCAAGGCAGAGUCCAGUGACUACAUCUCCGGGGGGAGAAGUGGCUCGUCCCCCAGACCCGUGAGCCUCCCCAAAGCCAUCUCCAGUGAGUUCCUCUCCGGGGGAAGGAUCGGCCCCUCCAAGUCCAUGACCCUGGCCAAGGCCGAGUCCGAGGACUUCCCCUCGUACGGGAGGAGCAGCCCUUCCCUCGCCCUGCCUGGCUGCAUGGACCCCUCUGAGACUUCCCUGAGCUGGCUGGGCAAGGCCAAGGAGAACGGCGCAUUCCGGAUCACCGUGGUCACGUGGAACGUUGGCACAGCCAUACCCCCGAGCGAUGUGACAUCCCUGCUGCACCUCAACACGGGCGACACAAACGACACCGACAUGAUUGCCAUUGGGCUGCAGGAGGUGAACUCCAUGAUCAACAAGCGCCUGAAGGACGCCCUCUUCACAGACCAGUGGAGUGAGCUCUUCAUGGACGUGCUGAGUCCCUUCAACUUUGUAUUGGUGAGCACAGUGCGGAUGCAGGGUGUGAUCCUGCUGGUGUUUGCCAAGUACUAUCACCUCCCCUUCCUGCAGGACAUCCAGACAGACUGCACCAGGACCGGGCUGGGCGGCUACUGGGGCAACAAGGGCGGGGUCAGCGUGCGGCUCUCCGUCUUCGGCCACAUGGUCUGUUUCCUGAACUGCCACCUGCCGGCUCACCUGGAGAAGGCCGAGCAGCGCAAGGAGGAUUUCACCACUAUCCUCAACAUGCAGCAGUUUGAGGGGCGCGCAGCCAGCGGCAUCCUGGACCACGACAUCGUCUUCUGGUUUGGGGACCUCAACUUCCGCAUCGAGAGCCUGGACAUCCGCUUCGUGAAGUACGCCAUCGACAACCGUAUCUUGAGCCAGCUGUGGGAGAAGGACCAGCUUUUUUGCUUGCUGAAAUAUGGUAACCCUAGCACUGGGCACUCUCUGGGGGGCUGGGGCCUGGUCCCGUCUAGCUCUCCACUGGGACUUCUCUCCCUGCAGGUGGGUUUCAGGCACUACAAGGACUACGUGGCGUAUGUGUGGGCCAAACAUGAGGACCCAGAGGGCAGCAUGUACCAGGUGAUGUUUUCGGAGGAGGCGCUACCUAAAGGGAAGGGCGAAUACAUUCUCGGUUACUACGGCAACAACUACAGCAGCAUCACUGGGGUGACAGAACCCUUCCAGAUCUCGCUGCCCACGUCGGAAGAGGGCAGCAGCCAAACGGACAGCUCGAACGCCAGCUCUGAGGAGGAGGACAACAGCACCCUGGUCCUGCUGGCGCCCAAGUCCCGCAGCCCCAGCCCUGGCAAGAUGAAGAGCCACCGGAGCCGCAGCCCCAGUCUCCCCAAGUUCCAGGGGCUGAUCCUGAGGCCGACGAGCCGCGAACGGGGGCCCAGCCGCAGCCCGUCCCCGCAGAGCCGACGCCCCGUGAAGGGCGAGAUCCCCAGCAUCCAGCUGCCAAAGGAGGAGCCGCCCUGGCCCAAUGCCAAGACCCAGGAACCAGCGCGAGCUGCCGAGAGCCGGGAGAGCAGCCGUGCCCCCGGCUACAGGACUGCGGGGGAGCACUGCGGCACCUGGUGCCUCUCUGACGACAACCCCCUGGCCAGGGCCAACCCCCGGAACCUCGGCCUGCUGCCCGCGCUCCGCCUGGAGACUGUCGACCAGGCCAUGGGCCCAAGGCGGGCGAGUGCAGACCAGGGCUACCCUGCCAGGAGGAUGAGUCCCACCAGCCCCACGGCCGGGGCUGCCAACCUGUUCAGCACCUCCCCCAAAGAGGGGAGCGGUUCCAGGGACAGCCAGGAGCCCCCGCCAGCUGCGGGCACCACUGGAGCCACUCAGUGCCGAGCAGCUGGCAUCACGCCGUGACUGCUGGGCCUGGCCUCUGUGCGCCCAUGUGCAACGAUCCCCGUUUUGAGCUUGCCGUGUGCUUCCUCGUGUGCUGCCUCUCCUGCCCGCACUGUGAUCCGUCCCUGCUGGUGUGAUGUAGGCAACAGCCGUUAGCGAGCCACACGCCCUGCUCAGGGCUGCCCGGGCAUCGGCCAUCGCACGGUCGCUCCGCUCCCCACGGCUGCUCACCCCAGCCAUCCGCCCGCCGGGCCCGGUAGUGUGAGUGCAGUGACGCCCUGGCAGGGCCGCAGUGCCCCUUCCUCCGUGUUAGCUGUUCCAGCCGUGAAACCUUCCACCCCAGGCUGUGUGCCUGGGUCCCAGCUCCGAUUCCAUCAGCUCGGAGACGGAGCCUUGGGCAGCGCUCCCCGGGCAGCCUGGAGCACGGACUCCGUAGGGCAUGAGCAGGGCCAGGGAGUCGGGACACUGGGUAUGGCAGGGCCCCCGGCAGCAGUCAGUGGCGAUGCCAGGGACUGUGGGCAGGGCUGGCAGCCUGAGGCUACCAGGAUGUGACGGGGGGAGCUGGCUGUGAGUGGCUGGCAGACCAAGCUGCAGCCCGAGUCCUCCUCUGUGCGGGGUGAGCCCAGACGGAGUAGAGCUUUCCUUUGCCGCACUGCUGGGCCGAGCCCGCUGCCCUCACCCACGCGGAGCAGGCUGGGGAAGAGGCAAGGCAGUGGGGCUGGCCCCAUGGCCCGGACGACAACGUGGAUGGGGGGGAGGGGUGCUGAGGAGCCUUCUGGGGGCCCAGCUGGAGUCUCCAAGGGGGUGGGUGCCAGGCACCCAGCGGGGCAGGAGGGCUGAGCGCUGGCCCUGGCUCUGCGGCUGCGUGGGGAGCAUGUCAGGUCACUCAGGACAGUAGCACUGACCCACAGGGCUGGGGCAGGAGCUGGGCCUGGUGCAGAAAUGGGGGCACAGGGACAGUGUCAGGGGAGAUGAGAGCAGAGGGGGACAGGACAGAGCCAAGCAGCACAAGUGGGGGGGGGUCACUGACCCACAGCCUGGCCUGGUCCUGUAGCACAAGUGCCCAUGUGGGAGGGAACAACCCAAAGCUGCCAGGGAGUGUGUGGACCUGGCUGCCCUGGGGCCCACGGCAAGUCCUACCACAUUGCAGCUGAUGGAAUAAACGACC